Molecule: messenger RNA, 944 nt
Organism: Trifolium pratense (red clover)
Lineage: Eukaryota; Viridiplantae; Streptophyta; Magnoliopsida; Fabales; Fabaceae
Product: lysine-rich arabinogalactan protein 18
Exons: 2
Coding region: 88-744 (218 amino acids)
Cellular component (GO): plasma membrane
Source: RefSeq, a predicted model, not a curated record
AAACUCCAACCAUAGUUCUCUCUCUUUAUAAACCUCUCUGCCACUUUCCUCCAACCUCACACAAACCCAAAAUCAACACAUCAAAAAAUGGAUCGUAACAGUGUUCUCUCCCUCGCAUUGAUCUGCAUUAUCUUCGCCGGCGUCGGAGGACAAUCUCCAACCGGAGCUCCAACAACCGCACCUACCGUCAAAACACCUACUGCCGCUCCCGUCGCUCCCGUCGCAGCUCCUACCAAACCAACAGCACCAGCACCAGUAGCCAAAUCACCAGCAGCAUCAGCUCCUGCUACAUCUCCAACUGCUGCACCUGUGGCUCCGGCUAAAUCUCCUGCAAAUGCUGUUGCUCCAGUAGCAAAAGCACCAGCAGCUACACCUCCAGUGGUUGCUCCAGUGAGUUCACCACCGGCACCAGUUCCGGUGAGUUCACCACCUGCACCUGUUCCAGUGAGUUCUCCACCUACACCUGCACCGGCAGUUACACCGGUUGCUGAGGUUCCUGCUCAAGCUCCAAGCAAAUCAAAGAAAAAGGGAAAGAAAGGUAAGAAACACGGUGCUCCAGCACCUUCACCGUCAUUGUUGAGUCCUCCGGAACCACCUGUCGGUGCUCCGGGACCUGGUGAUGAUGCUUCGUCUCCUGGUCCAGCUACUACUGCUGCCGAUGAGAGUGGAGCAGAGAGCAUCAGGUGCUUGAAGGUGAUAGGAGGACUUGCAUUGGGCUUGGUUAGCCUUGUUUUCAUGUUCUAGAGAUGAGAUGAGAUUCCAUUGCUGUUGUGUAACUUGUGUUACUAGUAUAUGGCUAUAUUCAUUCAUGUAUCAUUUAUUUUCUUAUUUUGGCCCUGUUAUGGGCUAAUAACACAUUAAAUUUAUUUACCAUUGUUUUUUUUCUUUCUUUCAAACUCUUGAUAUUCUAUUAUUAUAUUGAUGAGAUUAUGAUUUUGCCAUUA